Molecule: messenger RNA, 3078 nt
Organism: Echinops telfairi (small Madagascar hedgehog)
Lineage: Eukaryota; Metazoa; Chordata; Mammalia; Afrosoricida; Tenrecidae
Gene: DNAJC28
Product: DnaJ heat shock protein family (Hsp40) member C28
Exons: 2
Coding region: 111-1262 (383 amino acids)
Source: RefSeq, a predicted model, not a curated record
CAAGGCUUGAUUGCCCACGCAUGCGCAGAAGCACAGCAUGGGGUGCGAGCCGCUGAACCCCUUCGCAGGGGCUGUAGAGAUCAUUGCUAGGAAGAACUCUGGGUACAAUAAUGAACUCGAUGUACUUGGUGACGGCUCCCAUCUUAAGAUCUCACCUAAUAAAUACUUCAGUGAUACCUAGCCAAAUGGAAACGCUUUCAUACCUUGGCGUCGCUAGCUAUAGAAUGAUGUCAACCUAUAAAUCCCCAAAGAAGAUGAGAGAAUAUUAUCGGCUACUGAAUCUUGAUGAAGAUUGCUCUGCAGACGAUGUCAGAGAAGCUUUUCGUAAGCUUGCCAAGCAAUACCAUCCGGAUAGUGGCUCUGGUACAGCUGAUGCUGCAACCUUUAUACGGAUUGAAGAAGCCUAUAGGAAUGUGCUUUUACAUGUGGUAAAGCAAGCAAAGGUCAGACAGAAGAAAGCUGACGACACGGAAGAAGAAGAUAAAUUCAAAUAUAAAACACCCCAACACAGACAUUAUUUAAGUUUUGAGGGCAUUGGUUUGGGGACUCCCAGCCAACGAGAGAAGCAAUAUAGGCAAUUUAGAGCAGACCGUGCAACUGAACAAGUGAUGGAUUAUCAAAAGCACAAGCUGUACAGCCAGUAUUUUCCAGAUAGUCUCAUUAUUAAAGACGUAAGAGAAAGUAAAAAGCAAAAGAUAACGCAAGCAAUCGAACGCUUAGUUGAGGAUCUCAUUCAGGAGUCGAUGGCAAAAGGAGACUUUGACAACCUCAGCGGGAAAGGAAAACCUCUGAAGAAAUUUUCUGGUUGUUCAUACAUUGAUCCCAUGACUCAUAACUUGAACAGAAUAUUGAUCGAUAAUGGGUAUCAACCAGAAUGGAUCCUAAUGCAAAAGGAAAUAAAGGACUCUAUUGAACAACUCCGAGAGGCAAUUUUAGCAUCAAGAAAAAAACUUGGGAAUCCGAUGACACCAAAUGAACAGAAACAGUGGGACCAAGUAUGUGAGCAAUUUCAAGAAAACGUCAGAAAACUGAACAAGCGAAUUGAUGAUUUUAAUUUAAUUGUUCCCCUCCUGACCAGGCAGAAAGUCCAUUUUAAUGUACAGAAAGAAAUUAUCAGGACUCAGAAAAUAUAUGAGACCCUUACAGAAGCCAAAGAAGCCACAGUUAACUUAAGUCUCAUUGGCCAGGGAGAAGAGAAAGCACCUGAAGUCAAGACAAGUGGUUUUAAGUGGAUGAAUUUAUGGAGAUUUAUUAAAAUAUGACCAUUUCAAUGUUCACCAUCAUAGUCCUGCCCCAGGUCACUUUCACUUGCACUAACAUCAAAUACAGAGUUUAUGAUCUAAGAAUUGAGAGUCUUUGUACUUUAUGUUAAAGAAUCACAUACCUGUGAUGUGUGAGAAAGCUGUCAGAAUCAGAAAAAAAUUUUCACCCACAGCUUUGCUCAGAGAGAGAGAGAAGAGAGAAAAGAGGGUUCUUACAUCUAAAUGAAAUCAUUUCAGAGUUUAAAUAUUGUCAGGUAAAAUGAGCUAGGAUGGGUACUCAGUCUUGAGAUACAUACAAGGUACACCAAAAUUCAUAUGACAACUGUUACUCUUCACCGUCUUCAAACACAGGUACUUAAAAACCAAACACACAAGCAAAGUAAAUAAUAAAUAUUAUUAUCCUAAAUCACAAAAGUAAAGAAGUAUAAUGACACCGAUUCAACUAAACUUCUAAUUGAAGUAUAGUUUUUCUAAGUUUACAGUAUUUAUGCUUCUGAGGUUAUUAAAGCUUAAACUGUACUAAGUUUUGGGGACACCUAUGUGAGUGGAAAUUUAAUACCAGGAAAAUAGACUAAUGGAGUUAGUGAACUCUUUUUUCUAUAUGCCCUUUUUAGUAGGUACUGGAUGACAAAAACUUUGCAGCAGCUGGGUGGUUGUCUUGUCUCAGUUGGUGAUUCAUUGGCUGUAGAAUUGAUCAAUUUAGUUGAUUUAGCUAAUCUAGAAAUAUACUCUAUUGUCAUUCUUGGAAAGUUUGAAUAGAUUUUCUGACCAUUCAGAGGUUAAAAAAAAGUCCCUGGGUUCAAUGGAAAUUUAGGAUUUCACUUCAAGCUUCAUCUUUAAUUGGAGAUUGAAAUAUUAAGUAUCCAUAAAUCUACCUUAAGCCUCUUUAUAUCGAGUAUCAGACUUCUGAGAGGUGUUUUCAACCAUAUGAAAAUACCUAUUUCCUGUCUUGGGAAUCCUUCAAUGAAGAUAUUUAAAAUUUUUGCCAGUUUAUACCUUUGGCAAAUGACAAUAUGUUAAUUAUUAUGAGAUUGUUGUUUUCAUUUUCAGAAUACCUGACAUUUCAGGAUUGUGUAACUGUUUUCUCCACCAAGAAUUGGGCAAAUGGAAGGAUGUGAAGGGUGCUUGAAUGGUCUACAUUUAAUCCAGAAUGCUGUUAGAGAUGUGGUUCAAGAGAAGCCUGGCUCCUGCCACUCUGGUUUUAGAAGAAUAAGUUACUUUGUGAAGGUUGCAAUUGUUAAAACAAUUAAUAAAACUUCAUCUUCAAAAGGAUAUUUUGCACCAUUCUGUUAAGAUGAUUGAAUAGUUAGUUAUUUGAUUGAAUGAGUCAUUUGCUGCUAUAAUGAUAGUAUUACUAUAAAUACAAUUUUGAAUAGAAUGCAAUAGAGUUUUAUACCUAUGGUUUCAAAACUUUUUAGAUGACUGAUUCUGUGAGUCCUCUUAAAAAUGGAAAUUAGGUGUAGCCUGGGAGCCAUGGUGGUGUAAUGGUACCUCAUUGGGCUGCUAAGCAAGAAACCAUGAGCCUUUCCGCUGGGGAAAUAUGAAACUUUCUACUCCUGUAAAGAGUUGCAGUCUUGGAAACUCACAGAGGCAGUUCAACUCUGCCUAUAGGGUUGCCAGGAAUUGGCAUCAACUCCAUGGUAAUGAGUUUGGUUUUGAAGGCUUAGCAUACCUAACUGCAUUGCAGCCAAACUAUUUUUAGUAUUAGAUAAUAGGAAAGGUAAGGUUACCAGAAACUUUCAGUACAUUCUUAAUUUCAGUAUAGCAUAUUUUGUUUGAAAAUGUGUCUAUAUCAAUAAAGAUAUUUUGAUUAUUA